Molecule: messenger RNA, 1119 nt
Organism: Phoenix dactylifera (date palm)
Lineage: Eukaryota; Viridiplantae; Streptophyta; Magnoliopsida; Arecales; Arecaceae
Product: sphinganine C4-monooxygenase 2-like
Biological process (GO): lipid biosynthetic process
Molecular function (GO): iron ion binding; oxidoreductase activity
Source: RefSeq, a predicted model, not a curated record
AUUCUGCAUCAGAAAUCAUCAGGAGAGAGAAAGAAAUAGAACAGAAGAGAGUUUUCUUUCUGAAGCUUAAAGAAAUAACCAUCCUUUGCUUCUCAAGUACUCUUCAGAAUUUUCAGAAACAACGGAAUGGCAUACAAGGUAUCUGAUGAGAUGUUAGGAACCUUUGUACCUGUUCUAGUUUACUGGGUGUACUCUGGCCUUUACAUGCUGCUGGGUUGCUUCGACAAGUACCGGCUGCACUCCAGGAAGGAGGAAGAAACCAAGAAUUUGCCCUCGAAAGGAACUGUUGUCAGAGGUGUUCUCGUUCAACAGGCAUUUCAGAUUGCUGUAGCUAUCAUCCUAUUCACGGUGAUAAGCAAAGAUGAAAGGACUGGUACAAACUUGCAACCUUCCUUCUUCGUGGUGGCGAGACAAUUUGUGGUCGCAAUGCUUGUCUUAGACACAUGGCAGUACUUUGUCCAUAGAUACAUGCAUGUUAACAAGUGCUUGUAUCGCCACAUCCACUAUAAGCAUCACAGCCUUGUUGUGCCUUACGCAUAUGGAGCUCUAUACAACCACCCACUUGAAGGGCUGCUUCUCGACACAGUUGGCGGUGCCAUGUCUUUCCUCAUCUCUGGCAUGACCCCUCGUACUGCCAUCUUCUUCUUCUCCUUUGCAACCAUUAAAACAGUUGAUGAUCAUUGUGGGCUGUGGCUUCCUGGGAAUCCCCUCCAUGUUUUCUUUAGCAACAACAGUGCUUACCAUGAUGUUCACCAUCAGCUCUAUGGUGGAAAAUACAACUUCUCACAGCCAUUCUUUGUUAUGUGGGACAAAAUCCUUGGAACAUACAUGCCUUAUUCCCUGGUAAAAAGAAAGGAUGGAGGCCUGGAAGCAAAGCCAGUCAAAGAUUAGGAGUCAAAUGAUAAAGAAAGCUUUCUUUGUGAGUACCAGCCAGAGUCAUAAAGUUGUUUGUAGCAUUAUCUUCCAGUCACUUCGGAGAUAUGUUUGUGGACUCUCCAAUUAUGUACACAAUAAUGAUACUGCUUCUUUGUAUCAGCUCUAUGAUGUCCGCUCAAAGCAUGAAUGUUAUAACUAUCAGUCCUUAGAAACAGAAAAGGCUAUGUGAUGUAGCUUUCUGAA